Molecule: messenger RNA, 1577 nt
Organism: Oppiella nova
Lineage: Eukaryota; Metazoa; Arthropoda; Arachnida; Sarcoptiformes; Oppiidae
Source: the annotation of a GenBank genome assembly
UAUUGUGAUUGUAUUUGCAGGUGAACGUGGACUGGGAGUUGAGUGAAGCGAUCUGUGAUCUAUACAUUGCAAUUGAUGUGAUUUGUAGCACGGCAUCUAUUUUCAAUUUGGUUGCAAUCAGUUUUGACAGAUAUAUUGCAGUAACGCAUCCAAUAUUCUACUCAAAGCACAAAAACGACAAAAGAGUUAUUUUUACAAUUUUCAUUGUCUGGAUCUGUUCAGCCGGAGUGGGACUUCCCAUUGUCUUAGGUGCCAAUACGUCAGCGGACAGGAUCCCCGAGCUGUGCAUAUUCUACAACUCCAACUUCAUAAUCUACUCAUCGUUGUGGUCGUUCUACGUGCCGUGUGUGAUCAUGGUCAUUCUCUACUAUAAGAUAUUUAAAGCCAUCCACAACAGGGCCAAGAAGGCCAUCGGCAGCCGUAAGACCUACUCGUCCUCCACGUCAGAUACGGCCAAAUCGGCGCAAGUGAUCGAAAAUAUCGCACAAACAAAACGCUUCCGCGAAGAGAUACAGGCGGCCGCCGACGCCAACAAACUGUCCAUAAAUAACAAAAUCAAAGCCAAACUUCCUCUCAUCACAGAGACGGACGCCGUGACGAACACCGGAAGCGGUGGCAGUCAUGACGAGGAGGAUGAGGACGAAGACAAGGAUGAGAUUCAGUUGGAAAUGAUUGAGUGUCACGUGAUUCGCAACAAGAGAGCCCAGGCGUCGGACACCGAGAUAAUCGGCAAACAGACUAAACAUAACAAAACUGUAGUCCAAUUGCAAAGCCCUCUGGAGGUUGAGGUGACGAUUGGACCAAAUGGUAAUACCGAUUCCGGUUACGCCCCCUCUUAUGCUCCCAACAAUAUUGAAGAACUGAAUCCAUUUUGUCUUGAAAACCCAAACAUAGACUCCCCGACCGAUAAGACAACGGCUGUCACUACCAAUAAGUCAGACGCCGUAGUUCUGGUCGUACAUAAUGUACAGACUAUUAAUAAAAACGGAAGUAUAGCCACCGCUCAGGUGUCCACAUCAUCCUCAUCGCCAAACGCCGGUCACAAUCAUCACCACCACAACAAACACAGCGACUCUGUGUCCCAUUCGGGGCACUCCGGGUCCACGACCGGCUCGACCGGUGCCACACAUAACACACACCGACCGGCAAAGAAGAAGUCGCGCUUCAAUUUGGGCCGAAAACACAAGAGUACCCGAAAGAAGAGGGAAAAGGCGUCCGCCAAACGCGAACGCAAAGCCACCAAAACGCUGGCCAUUGUCUUAGGUGUCUUUCUGCUGUGUUGGACUCCAUUCUUUAGUUGCAAUAUCUUAGACGCGAUUUGUAUAAAAUUAGACGAAAAUGAUUUCAUAAAAACGGAUUGUAGGCCUGGGAUGACGGCAUUCCUAUUGACCACUUGGCUCGGCUACAUGAAUAGCUGUGCCAAUCCAUUAAUCUACACAAUUUUUAAUCCAGAAUUCCGCAAAGCUUUCCGAAAGAUUUUGCAACAAAUAUUUUGAAUAAACUAUAGAUAAAACUUCACUCAUUGUACUUAAAAUCAUUAUAACAAAACUUCUAUUAUAUAAUAUCUUCCGAACAAA